UAACAAGGCAGUUAAAGGAGUAACAGGAUGGGUAUCGGGGGCAAGUGAUGGAGCGGGUGACGGGACGGGUAACGGGUGUGGUUAACGAGGCAGGCUGAUAACCAUUAACCCGGGCCCUUCCUGCCCUACGGCUCCACUCCCCAUGGCGGACAUCGGGGUCCCCCCGACCCCACUGCAGAGCCUGCUGGAGCGGGCUAGUGCCAUCGAGGGGCAGCUGGCCCAGGGUGAGGACAAGCCCUUCACGGAGGUCACCCACUGCCAUACGGGGGACGCCGUUGCCGCCGGCCACCAGCCCCUCACUUUCCUCCGCCAGGUGGGAGCCAUGUGUGCGUACCCGGAGCUGCUGGAUGCUGAGCACAUGCCAGCGGACGCCAAAGAGCGCGUGGGCCGCAUCCUGCAACGCCUGCAGGGUGGCAGUGUAGGGGCGUACAACCUGGAGUACGUCACUGGCACCGUGGCCAAGAAGGUGGCCCAGUACCUGGAGCGAAGGGACGGUGGCAUCGCCAGCGACGCCCGCUGCGUCGUCCCCUCCAGUGGCACAGCGGCAGCUGUGGUGGAUGUGAUUUCCCUGGUGGUGGAUGAGACGGCGGCGCUGCCGACGGCCGUGCUGGUGCCGGUGCCGGGUCCCCGUCUCCACGGGGCAGCAGCGGGGCUGGCGGGAGCCGUGGCUGUGCCGUACUCGCUGGCCGAGGAGCGCGGAUGGGACGUAGACGGUGACGCGGUGCGGCAAGCGCUGCAGCAGGCGCGGGCGAGAUGCCACCCUAAGGUCCUCUGUGUCGUCAACCCUGGGGACCCCACGGGGCAUGUGCUGAGCCGGCAGAGCAUGGAGGCCAUCAUCCGGCUGGUGGCCGAGGAGAACCUCCUGCUGCUGGCGGACGAGGUGCAGCAGGAACGAGCCUUCCUCCCCGAUCGCCCCUUCCUGUCCUUCAAGCGGGUGCUGUGGGAGAUGGGCGCUCCGUUGGCAUCCACCGUCCAGCUCGUGUCCUUCUACUCCCUCUCCAACGGUGUUGGGGGGGGUGGAUUCCGAGCAGGAUUCUUCGAGCUGGUGAACAUCGACCCGAGUAUCCUCAAGUGCUUCUACACGUGGGGGAUGUCCGUGUACCCCUCCAUCCUGGGGCAGGCGAUGCUGGAUGCGGCCAUGGAGCUCCCAUUGCCCCACGAACCUUCCUACCAGAGCGUUGAGGAGCACCGCGGGGCUCUGCUCCACAGCCUGGCCCACAACGCCCGGCUGGUGCAGGAGGUCCUGGCCCGGGCGCCCGGCAUCUGCUGCCACCCCCUGCAGGGCGGCGCCCGCGCCUUCCCCCGCAUCCAGCUCCCGCCCCGCGCCCUGCGCCACGCUCAGGAGCUGGGCCUGGAGCCCGAUGUCUUCUUCUGCCGGGAGCUGCUGGAGGCGACGGGGAUCGUGGUGGCCCCAGGGAGCGAGUUUGGGCAGCCGGAGGGCACCCACCACGUGGGGUUGUCCCUGCUGCUGCCGGCCGCGACGCUGGAGCGAGUGCUCCUCACCUUCACCCGCUUCUACGCCUCCUUCCUGCGUGACUUCUCCUGAAGUGGGGGUCACCCUGGUCUCCUGCCCCCCUUCCAACCUCAUUAAAGCCCCCCUAGAUCCCACCACGCCUC
Messenger RNA from Cuculus canorus (common cuckoo), 1617 nucleotides. RefSeq names its product alanine aminotransferase 1-like. The coding region runs from base 143 to 1546 and encodes 467 amino acids. Gene Ontology annotation, biological process: biosynthetic process. Gene Ontology annotation, molecular function: L-alanine:2-oxoglutarate transaminase activity; pyridoxal phosphate binding. The transcript is spliced from 13 exons. Lineage: Eukaryota; Metazoa; Chordata; Aves; Cuculiformes; Cuculidae. The record is from RefSeq and is a predicted model, not a curated record.